Messenger RNA from Cucurbita moschata (crookneck pumpkin), 1428 nucleotides. RefSeq lists its product as uncharacterized. Lineage: Eukaryota; Viridiplantae; Streptophyta; Magnoliopsida; Cucurbitales; Cucurbitaceae. Bases 250 to 1122 code for a protein of 290 amino acids. The record is from RefSeq and is a predicted model, not a curated record. The transcript has 9 exons.
UGUAUGUUCUGUAUUCAUGGCAAUUGCCAUUUUCUGCAAAAGAAAGGAGGGUUCUGCCAUGGCAGACAACUUUUAGACCUGUUCAAGUUGCAGUACAAACCAGCCAACUGAUACAGCGUGCCCUCCACUGUGGACUCCAAAUUUUCCCCUCGGCUCUUUGGUUUCUGGAGAAAGAGAGGCUCCCUGCAUACGCGUUUAUAGCGGCGAAUAUUGUUGGUCUGCUCAUUGCUUCACUGUUCUGAUGUUGAAAUGGUUGAUAUUUGUCAGAAAUGUGGAGACAGAGGUUUUGUUGAGGCUUUAAAUUAUUGUAAAAAAUGCCAGACUUAUCCUAUCCAUCGCUAUUGCUUAGAUGCAUUGCCAAAAACUUUUGAUGAGUAUGUUACUUGGUUUUGUGAAGAUUGUGAGGCAAUCAUGUUGCCAGCAGUAAAAUCUGAUGUCAAGUUAAAAAAGAAAAAGUGUGUCGAACAAUCAAAGAAAAAUGAUACGACACCUGGAGGGCUGGGAGAGAAAGUUCGAGAAGGUGGGGCCAAUCAUGGUGAAGUCACAACAUCAUCUGAUGCAUCCAACUUUUUAGGGCACAACUGUUAUGUUGCACGGCCUAUAGUAGAUCCCAUUUGGAGGGGAACGUUAAAAUUUUGGGUCAAAAGUUUUGCCAGAGUUGGUGUACUUGUUGCCCAUAUGUCUAGCUUAGCAUGCUCAAAAGUGUAUGAGGAGGCAAAAUCGUUACCCGAGUCACUCCCUGUUGAAUUACUCUGUAGAUGUGAAAUAUGGCCUAGAGGAUUUGAGAAAUUAGGGCCAACUGAUCUAAGUAUUGCUCUUUAUUUCUUUCCAGAAGACGAAAGAAGCCAAAGGGCAUUUGAUCUUCUGGUCAAUGCAAUGAUGUGCAAGGACCUAGCCAUGAAAGCUGUCCUGAAAAAUGCUGAGCUAUUAGUUUUUACUUCGUCCAUGUUACCAAUGCGAUACUGGAGAUUUCAAACAAAGUACUAUUUGUGGGGUGUGUUCCGGGGAAAGCAAGCUGCACAACCAAGAAAUAAUGUGGCUUCUGAGACAAGUUUUACUGAGUCAUUACCUUAUUCGAACUAUGAGACCAACAAAAAUACAGUUGUGACCAAAAGGCGAUGAUGAAGAGGUCAGACAUGAGGUUAGGAAUGAUGUACAUAGUUCCUACCUGAUCUCAGCUCUUCUGAGGCCAUUUACGCAACUGUCCAAAGGUCUGGUUUUUGUGCUUCAAUGCCAUAUGCCAAGGAGAGAGGAGGCCACAUGAAGUUUGGGGGAAUGCCACCCUUUACUAGCCUUUUGUAGUUCUUUAACCUUUUGUUGGGAAUGGCUUUUGUCUUGUGGCUUUGGUUUACCUAUUUGUUGGUGAUAUGUGAUAGUAGAUUGGGAUGAUUAGAGCUCGAAAGAAAGGUCAAAGAAGGCAGGAAAAAA